Messenger RNA from Penaeus vannamei (Pacific white shrimp), 591 nucleotides. NCBI's taxonomy places the organism in Eukaryota, Metazoa, Arthropoda, Malacostraca, Decapoda, Penaeidae. The record is from RefSeq and is a predicted model, not a curated record.
AUGCACCUGCCUGGCCCCGCCCCGCCCACAGCGCUCCCGCCGCCUCCUACCCGCCCGGCCACCCCCUACUCCGCUGCCCCCCCGCCCCCCAACUCUCGGUCUUAUCCCGUCAUGCCCCUUAGCCGUCGCCCCCCUCCGCCACCCGGCUAUGGAAUCCCGCCGCUCAGCAUCCAUGCCGGCUCCGUCGAGCCCCAACCAACCGGACGAAACCACAACAUCACAACAAACCCGACGCAGGAAACCAGAACUGAAUGUCAGAGGCGGCGACCGGGUUGGCAGCAGCAGUUUAGUUACACGGAGCGAACCACGCCGAGAGUCCCUUGGCGGCUGGGGUCGGAGGAGGAGGAGAAGAAGAAGGACAGCAACGUCAACGAAAACAGAAGUCCAUCUGCAUCCCCGCACAACCAUCCUCAACCGCACACGAGGUUAACAACAUCGACCCAACGAAUUUCUUCAGCGCAGCGUGGCCUUCCUGCUGCCGGCGACCUCCGCCAUCUGACCACAGGCCUUAUUCGCACAGUCCGCCAUUUACCUGCAAAAGAAGACAAGAAGGCCGUUAACUUGAGCAACGUUCAGAUUUACGAGGUUUAA